CUUAACUUCGCAACAACCUUCACCAGAGCCAGCCCAACAACGCAUCUGAAUCAUGAAAAGGCCAAUAUGAGCUCUCCAUCGGGCUCAGAUGGCCCGGCAUCGCCCGUGGGCCGACGACCCUCUCGAUCGAAACGUGGAAAGCUCAGAAAUGGAACCUUCAUCAUCCCAGGAACGGGUGAACGCGUUCGACGUCAGAUAACACUUCGAAAUCCUGCAAACUUCGAUGGUCCAGCUCCAACCUACUCCAGAGGCUCCGGUGGCCCGAUUCUCCCAUUGAGACGCACUUUUUCCCAGGCUGGCACGUUUCGGACGGCCGUAGACAAUACUGUGGAUGCUUCGAAGGAACUGUGGGAAUGGCUCAAGACGCCUACUGCGAAAGGAAUUCUGAAAUGCUCUCUUGCCUACUUGCUUGGGAGUGCCGCUACCUUCUUGCCCCCUCUGGCCAAUUUCUUGGGCAGACAGGACGGGAAGCACAUUGUUGCUACGAUAACGGUGUACUUCCAUCCUGCGAGAUCUGCUGGGUCUAUGGAAGAGGCGGCCCUACUUGGGUUCGGUGCCUUCCUAUAUGCGACUUUGGUUGGAAUUUCUAGUAUGGCGACAUCGGUCUUUUUCGAAACACAAUUGGAUCUCAUCGAGCUGGGUUUUGCCUUAGUGCUCAUCACCUUCUGUGGCGGCGGGCUUGGAUUUAUUGGUUGGUUCAAGCAGAAGUAUAAUGCCCCAUUGGUCAAUGUGUCUUGCAGUCUGGCCAGUCUUGCCAUAAUCACCAUUUUGACAAAGGAGACUGCUAUCCAGACUGGAGUGUUCUCCAACGAUAAGAUUGUACAGGUUAUGAAGAUGGUUGUUAUGGGCAUAUUAGCAACCUCUGCUGUAAGCUUGUUGGUAUGGCCCGUUUCAGCACGGACGGAGCUUCGAGAGACUAUGAUCAAGGUUACGGAUUCCUUCGGAGACAUGCUUACGAUGAUCACUCAUGGAUUUCUCAGCGGAUCCGAAACAGAUCUGAGAUCGGCAAGCUUCAACAAAGCUCAAGGCCGAUAUAAAUCAGUUUUUACGCAGUUGACGAAGAAUCUCAGGGAGGCUAAAUUCGAACAUUACGUACUUGGCACGGAAGAAGAAUACAGGCUCGAAGCUAAUCUUGUCUAUUGUAUGCAAAGAUUAGCUCAGUCAAUUGGUGGAUUGAGAAGUGCUGCAACAACUCAAUUCACGUUGCUCAAGGAGAGCCCGGAUUUUGGUACUCCUUCAGUGGCGGGGACCACGAGAACUUCUCCACAGGUGCUUGGUGGUUCAGUUGCCUCUACGUUCACAGGCAGACACGAUAGGUUCGCAGUAUUGACGGCGAUCGAAGAAGCCUCCGAGGAAGGUAGCGGAACUGAAGACCAUGAAACUGAAAGUAUCCAAACUCGGAGCCGACUUGAGCGGCAGGGAACCGAAACCAGUGUGACAAGUACAGGCUUACCUACAGCUAGGACACCAUCAGAAAUCUUUUCGCGCUUCAUUCUGCACCUUGGCCCGUCGAUGAAGUCGCUUGCAUAUACGCUCUCCAAAAUCCUACAGGAGUUACCCUUUGGCGAUGGCCCGGAGUACCAUAUAAUCAUCAAUGACCACUUUCAAUCAAGUCUCACUGAUGCAGUGAAACUCUACAGCAAUGCCCGAGCGGAAGCUCUUAAGGAAUUGUACAAAAGCAAGGAACUAGACAAGGAUAGGCCGGAAAAAGUGGAGGCGGAUUUUGAAGAGGUCGCCGCUAGUUGUGGGCACUUUAGUUUUUCGCUUCAAGACUUUGCAAACGGAAUGCAGACAUAUUUAUCGAUAUUGGAGGGCUUGAAGGAAGUAACGGAAAAGCAUAAUCGGUCAUGGAACUGGUUGCAAUUCUGGAAAAGGUCUAAAGAUCAGUUGACUCAACCUCCAACCGAAGAUCCGGAGCAAGAGCGUCUAAUAGAGCAGCAAGAAGGCCCACAAGUGCCCAAGGACAUACCCGAACUUGUCCUUGAACGACGAAAUGCAAGAAAAUGGAGGGCUGCAGAACAAGGACAUGAUUCGACUGGCGAUUUCUAUCAUAGAUUGCUGCGCAUUAUACGCGUCCUGGAACGAGAUGAUGUACGCUUUGCUGUGAAAGUUGGAAUUGGCGCAGCUAUUUAUGCUGUAUUUGCGUUUAUACCGUACACAAGGCCGUUCUACCAGCAUUGGCGUGGGGAAUGGGGACUUCUGUCUUACAUGCUGGUUUGUGCCAUGACAAUCGGCGCCUCAAAUACCACGGGUUGGGCUAGAUUUAUUGGUACUUUCAUUGGUGCUGUCAUCGCCGUAAUAGUCUGGGUUGUGUGUCAAGGAAACCCAUUUGCUUUAGCAUUUUUGGGAUGGGUUGUCAGCCUGCUUUGCUUCUAUAUCAUUAUUGAGAAAGGUAAAGGACCGUUUGGGCGGUUCAUUAUGCUGACGUACAACCUUUCUUGUCUAUAUGCGUACAGUUUGUCGAUAAAAGACGGAGAUGGCGACGAUGAUGAAGGCGGAGUUACCCCGAUCAUCACCGAGAUAGUCCUGCAUAGAGUGGUGGCGGUCCUUGCUGGCGUUGUAUGGGGCAUGAUCAUUACCCGAGUUAUUUGGCCGAUUUCAGCAAGACAAAAAUUCAAGGACGGAUUGUCCCUCCUAUGGCUGAGGAUGGGCUUGAUUUGGAAGCGAGACCCGUUGUCGACACUGUUGGAAGGCGAGUCUCAGAAUGCUUAUAUGAAUUUGCGAGAGGAAUUUGCGCUGCAACGUUAUGUCCUUCAGCUUGAUACUCUCCGAAGCGCAGCAUCGAGCGAGUUCGAAUUACGAGGACCCUUUCCUUCAAGGCAGUAUGGGCGAAUUAUGGAGUCUACAAACAAAAUGCUUGAUGCCUUUCACGCAAUGAAUGUGGUUAUACAAAAAGAUCCCCACGCCAGCGAGGGAGAAACGUUGCUGUUGAAGUAUACUGCCGAAGAGCGAGCAGACCUCUGCUCUAGAAUUAGUCAUCUAUUCCAAGUCCUCGCUAGUUCUCUCAAACUAGAAUUCCCCCUCAAUGACACGCUCCCCGGUAUCUCAAAUUCUCGCGAUCGGCUACUUGCGAAGAUCUUCCAAUACAGAAAGAAUAGCGCUGGCGGCAAUGAAGAAGACAGCACUUCGGUUGCUAAGGACGAAGAUUAUGAGAUGUUGUACGCUUAUACCCUUGUCACCGGGCAACUGGCAGAGGAGAUCAGGAAAGUGGAAAGGGAGGUCGAGGAGCUCUUCGGAGUUCUGGAUGAGGAUAUGUUGAUGCUACAAUGAACGGCUACUUGUAUGUUAUGAGCAGUAAUAUAGGUGUAUUACUGACGGUCCCGUCGUAAAUACCAUAAGCAACAAACGCCUGUACAGCACAUGCAAUUCCACUUUCCAAGCCCUCAGUGGACAUAAAGCCAUACCCAAACGCCAACUCUUGGUCUCAUAAUUUAGAAAAGCGCUUCUCUGACCCUCCCAACCUUGUUCCGGAUAUCAUAUUCAACCCAUUUCGCCACCCCUCUCCUCCCAGGCGCAACUAUACUCCCCGGAUUCAUUACAUGACAGCCCUCAUAUGUGACACAAAAUGCUGGCGCUUCGGUGUCUGCAAGCACCAUCGCGGUAGGCAACGGGUAAACUUGCAGUGAACUAGCAUAGUCCCAAAGCACUGGUCGAGUUGCCAUUCCGAAAGGUGACAAGUAUCCUUGAUCUAAGAUCGUCUUUACUAAUUUCCUCG
Molecule: messenger RNA, 3715 nt
Organism: Hyaloscypha bicolor E
Lineage: Eukaryota; Fungi; Ascomycota; Leotiomycetes; Helotiales; Hyaloscyphaceae
Exons: 6
Coding region: 67-3270 (1067 amino acids)
Source: RefSeq, a predicted model, not a curated record